Tripterygium wilfordii is the source of this 1890-nucleotide messenger RNA. Its product is annotated as kinetochore protein NUF2 homolog. Lineage: Eukaryota; Viridiplantae; Streptophyta; Magnoliopsida; Celastrales; Celastraceae. The record is from RefSeq and is a predicted model, not a curated record. Gene Ontology annotation, molecular function: protein-containing complex binding. Gene Ontology annotation, cellular component: kinetochore; Ndc80 complex. Gene Ontology annotation, biological process: kinetochore organization; mitotic spindle organization; meiotic chromosome segregation. The transcript is spliced from 11 exons. Bases 199 to 1545 code for a protein of 448 amino acids.
GAAAUUUUUGGGACUCAACUUCUCUCUCUUCCGAUUUUCGAAACUAACCAGCUCUCCUUUCCCUGGGUCUCGUUUGGUAGCCGAGAAAGUUCGAGAAAAGAGGAAAUUCUACAUUUGUGAAACAAUUUUCUCUUCUACUGGACUACUCACGUAGAGCGGGAUCCCUAAGGUGGUGUCCGUGAGUGUGAAUUUAAGGCGAUGUCAAAGUUUGAAUACCCGAAGCUAUCGCGCACGGAGAUAGUGAUGAUACUGAGGGAGUCACAGGUUGCAAAAAUCACAGAGAAUGAUCUCAAGAACCCGAGCUCGGAUUUCGUUUCGGAUCUUUAUACCCGGCUUUUGAUCUACCUCGACAUUCUCCAUGAAGAAGAUCAAGGGCAAGUUGAGUUUGCAGCUCUGGAGCAGCUUGAGAACCCAGACUUCCAUGUAGACUCAGUCCGGGUUAUGAAUCUAUGCAACAGGAUAAAAGAGGUGGUGUCCUCAGUUGAUUGCCCAGUGACAUUUACCCUGAAAGAUUUGAUAAGGCCUGAUGCAAACAACACCGACCUUUUCUUGAGUGCAAUUCUCAAUUUCUGUCUUUACAAGGACUCGAAAAUGAAUGACCUGAGGCCAAUUGCAGAGGAAUUGACCCUUCUUGAUGAGCAGCGCAAAGAGUGGGAGGCCAAGAUUUCCCAGCUAAAUGCAGAUAUUUCAAGCUAUUACGAGGCAAGAGAGAGGGAGUUACCAUUUGUUCAGGACAUUGAUGCUAAAGUUAAAGAAUUGCAUCAAACCAUUGCAGGCCUUAACAGUCAUCAGAUGUCACUUAGAGCUUCUUUUAGGAAGUUGAAGGAUAAAACUGGAGAAAUGAGUGAGAAGAUUUCUAAAGCUGAGUUUGAGCUGGUGCAGAGUGUGCAAGAAAAUGCAAAUUUGCAUUCCAAAAUUGUUCAAUCACCAGAUAAGUUGCAGAGGGCUUUAGAGGAGAAAAAAUCAGUACGGGAGGGUGCCAAGAAUUAUGAGAGAUCAGCAAUGCAGUCUUUUCAAGAAAGAAAUGCCAUUCUUGAGGUGUACUUGAAGGCUUUCAAUAAGAUGUCAAAGCACUUUGCCCUGAUGCAGAGCAUACAAGAACAGGUAAACUCUGCUAAAUCCAUUGAAAAAGAUUACAAGGCUUUAAAGGCCAAGUUGAGUGAUGAUGUAGUGUUGGAUAAGUCAUUGGAUGCCAAACUAGUUGAACGACAAGCAAAAGUGGAACAGCUGGAUGAAUUAAGAAUACAAUUGGAAAAAGAAAGGAACCUCAAGUUCAAGGAGGCAAACACAGAACUUAAUAACGUGAAGUUGGAGGUGGAAUCUAGGAGGCAUAAUCUGGAAGCAAGACGAAGGAAUGUUGAAGCUGCAAUAGCAGAGGUGGAUGCCAUUACUGCGAGGACUAAUUUUGUGAAAGAAUCUGGAGAAGCUAAACUGCAUGAGUUAGCUCGCAAAUGUGAAGAGGUUAUGGAACAGUUUCAACAAUACACCAACUCCUUAGGUCUUUUGCUUCCGAUGGUCGAAUUGGAGUCUAAUGUUGGUGAUUGACUGCGUAUAAUUGACAUUCAAUGGUUGAGCUGGAGCCGAAUGUUGUCUGAAGAGCAGGUACAACCUUCAAUGGCAUGAAUUUUGUAGUUGCUUUUAUUGUGGGAAGUUUCUUAGUUCUUACUAAAAUCAAAUUUUGAGCUGCUGAGUGUUAAAAAUCACAACUAAUGUGCUAAAUCCUCAACUUGUUCUGGGAGAGAAUUUGGGGUUUAAAUACCUUUAUUUUCCUUGUUUGUUGUUUUUGGACUUCAUUGGGUCAGCGGAAUUCAACUCGAGCUUGGUUGAUUUCAGUUAACUUUUGAAGCCAUGCUUCUAUGUUCAAUAUUUUCAAGUGUGUUGUACGUGAAA